This is a messenger RNA of Brassicogethes aeneus, 3945 nucleotides long. Lineage: Eukaryota; Metazoa; Arthropoda; Insecta; Coleoptera; Nitidulidae. The record is from the annotation of a GenBank genome assembly.
UAGCAACGUGUAAACAAGGUGAUAACAAAUAUUGUCGCUGUGAUAAAAUGGAACUAUGGAAUACUGGCAUUGGUUUUAAUUAUAAUGAAUUGUAUUGUCAAUUAAUAGCUAUUACUCCCACUAAACAUCAAACCUUACAAUUGCAAUUAAAAUAUUGCUGCAAUAUUGCACUCGUAAUAAAAUUUAAAGCUUUCAAAUUUAUAUUGCUGCAAGGCUGCCGCAAUGUUAAACAGCAAGCUUUCAAAGCGUAACAUUGCUACAAGUCUUUGUUGCCUAAUAUUGCUGCAAGCUUACAGAAAAAAGGUUACUUAUGGGACUGCGCGCAUGCGCUUUUUAAAUUAUCAAUUGAUUGGUUGUUAACAACCAAUCAACAACGGCCCCUCCAAUUUUAGUACAGCGCUGAACAGAUGGCGUCAUAGAUGGCGUUUUAAGUUAAAACUUUUAACGUGUUUGUCUGUGGGCAUUAAAUUUUGUUUUACAUAUCAUAAAGGUGUUGUGUUUUGUUUUAAUAUAAUAACAACUGUUACCAAGGUUUAACUACUUGUUGGCAUUGCUGUGGGCAUUAAUAAUUAAUUAUUAUUGAAAUAUUGAAAUACUGAAAUACGUAAUAUGGAUGCAACAACUGUUACCAAGAGGAGAAAAACAUUAGGCCAAUUGAAUAAAAAUUACCUUCGUAGAGUGAUCAAACAACAUCAAGUUAAUACAAACCUGCAUCUUGUAUGUAAUCCAAAACAUCGUAUGGUGGCUAAAUCCAAGCUCCAUCCAGGGCACUCUGCUUUGAUUCCUUACAAAAACCCUUUAGAAGAAUGGAAUCAGAACAAUAUAUCGAAUGAGCAAUCCAGAAGCUAUGACAUUUUUCCAAACAACCUUAUAACUAUAAAUACACUUCCUGAAUUUACAACAGCUGAUAGUUCCCAAAAGAUACCUUUGUCUGUAGAAUUGUCCAGAUGGUCUAUAAAAAAUCAUGUUUCACAAAAAACAUUUAAUGAACUUCUUCACAUAUUAGGUCAAAAGCGAUGUUUGGAUGAAUAUCAUUCCUUACCUCUAGAUUGCCGUACACUUGUUACAGUACAUAAUCCAAAUGGUUUCUAUAUGAGCACAGCAAAUGGUCGAUAUUACCAUUUUGGCUUAGCAGUUGGAAUACUUUCGGUGCUAACUGCAAAUGAUGCUGUUAUUACAACAGAAGUAAUAGAUUUUGACAUAAACAUUGAUGGUUUGCCUCUAACAAAAAGUAGCAACAGCCAGUUUUGGCCAAUAUUAGGGUCUUUAUCCAACAUAUUUUCUGAGAAGGUGUUUGUCAUAGGGCUUUUUCAUGGCACUGAAAAAGUUCAAAGUAACGUUGACCUAAUGAAAUGUUUUGUUGAAGAAUAUUUAAAUAUUCAGCGUAACGGAAUUUUUUAUAAAGAUCACGUUUUGCGAAUUAGACUUGACAAAGUGAUAUGUGACGCACCCGCGAAAUCCUUUAUAUUAGGUGUCAAGGGUCACAACGCCUAUUUUGGAUGCACCAAAUGCACUACAGAGGGAACUUAUAUCAAAAAUAGGGUAACUUAUCCUGAAACCAAUGCUUCUUUAAGAAAUGAUGCUGAUUUUGCCAGUGGAGCAUAUGAUGAUUAUUACGUUAGUGAAUAUCCUUUAAAAGAACUUGGUGUAGGUUUAUCAAGAUUUCCUCUUGAUUACAUGCAUUUGGUGUGCCUUGGUGUAAUGAAGAAACUAAUCUCCUUUUGGGUGCGUGGCAAUCAACAUAUGAGAAUGAACAACGAUAGUAUAGAAAAAGUGAACGGCAAAUUGCAAAAAAUACGAAAAAUAUUAAACUGUAAUGACUUUGCUCGUUUGCCUAGAAAUAUUUCUGAAUUUGAGCGUUUUAAAGCAACAGAGUUUCGACAAAUAUUACUCUAUACUGGCCCUUUGAUUUUUAAAUACAGACUUAAAAAUGAACAGUUCAUGCAUUUUUUGGCUUUCCAUUGCGCGAUACGGAUACUGGUGUCUUCUGAAUUAGUCGAAAAAUAUAUUAAUUACGCAGAGGAAUUGCUGCAGUAUUUUGUACGAAAUUUUGGCACUUUAUAUGGACCAGAGAAUGUAACAUAUAAUGUUCAUAAUUUGAUACAUUUAAGUAACGACGUACGAAAAUUUGGCCCAGUUGAUAGAUUUAGUGCAUUUAAAUUUGAAAACUACCUUGGUCAGAUAAAAAAAUGUAUUAAAACAUCAAAUAAGCCUCUUCAACAAUUUGUCAAUAGAACGCAUGAACUCCUUCAGUUUUCUAAUCCUCUAAAAUGCGAUGUUAAAGAUACUAUACUUAAAAAGCAUCAACUUACAUACAAUGAGCCCUUGUUAGGAAAUAAGACAGUUAAAUCUUAUGAUUCUGUACAGUACAAAUCUUUUACUUUGGGUAUAGGACUAAAGAAUAAUCAUUGUCUUAUUGACAACGAAAUUUUUAAAAUUGUACGAAUAAUUCAGUGCACUCAAAGUAACCAGAUUUUUUUGAUUACAAAUAAGUACAGUUCUUUUGAAUCAUAUUUUAAUGAACCCUGUAAUUCUAAAAUAUUUGGCUGUGGUACAGUUGAUAACUUAAAUGAAUUGAAUGAGAUUUGGCCUAUAUCUGGAGAAAUCUAUGUGAUAAUAACUGCUCAUUUAAAUUUACAGCCGUUCUGCGUUAUUGAAUUUACAUUUAAUAGCCAAAUAUUUAUCACAGCUGUUGCUUCCAACUGGUUGAUUUGUUCCAAAACAACCACAGAAUGUUAUUGGCCUAAUUCUCAAACAAACUUACGAAAACUAAUUAAAAAUGCAACUCCUCCGGACAUCAGCGUUUGGACGAAUUAUUCUGAUGUAAUUGUUCAUGGACAAUAUAGUACAUACAAAGAGGCGCUGGCAGCUGAAAAUAAUAUAAUAUUAACGUCUGAAACAGAGAGCGAAGAGCCCAAAAAAAGAUUGGUCAAAGUAAAUCAACGGUACCGUGAUGAUUCCAUAUCGCCACCUCCACGGUUAUCAAAAUUUGAAGGUAAAAAUACAAAUACUGGGAAUAAGGAAAAUGAACUCUUCGGCAAAAUAAAACAGGGCAAAGAGAAACAACAAUUGAGUUGUAAGAAAUUCAAUGUUUCUACACCUUUAAGAUCCAGCCCGCCAUCUGAAGCAUCGACAUCCUCAUCUGUUGAUAUGGAAGAUAAGGAAAGCAAUUUCUAUGUACAAAGUAAUGCCAGCAGUGAAAAUUUAAUUAUUUUCGAUAUACCAGAGGAAAUUGCGCCAUUACCAGAGAUUCAACUGCAAAGAAGCCGGGAAAACAAUGAUGAAAUAUUGCUUAAAAUUUCGAAUCAAUAUGUUGAAUUUAUGGCAAAACUUAUUGAAGUCGAACAGAAGGUGGACCUUAUUUUGGAAAGAACUGGCAUAAGUUUAUCCGGCAGCACAGAUCUUCUACCCAACUUGCCAUUGAAAAGUGUAGAUGAAGUAAAAGAAUUUGAGGACCUCCUAUUAAGUCACGACGAAUGUCCAAAACAAUAUGUGACUUGCUUAAAAAGAGUUGGGGGAAGAGAUCUGGGAGAUUGCAUAAAAAAUGUAAUGAACAAAACCUUUACCAAUAAUGCUGGCCAGUACUGCAGCUGGACUGGGAAAGGGGGUAAUUAUAAACUGGAGGGGACAACUAUUCUGAAGACUAUAAUAGAUUCUAUAAAACAAAUCAGGACAGAAUCGACGGACACUGAUAUUAAAGUUAAAAUAAUGAACUGGCUUCAGUAUGCAGGAGUACGCCACAACCGUCAAAAAAAUUGAGAAGAAUUUUAGUUUUUAGUAUUAUUAUUAUUUUUCAGUAUUAUUAUGAUUUAGUUUACACUUAAUAAAAAUUUAGUUUUUUUAAUCAGCAUUAUGUUUUUGAUUUAGUUUAUACAGGGUAUCUCAGAGAUAAGGAGAUUCCUUACACCAAAAUAAGUCAAAAAACUCUUUACAAAUACUUAAAAA